Cyprinodon variegatus (sheepshead minnow) is the source of this 704-nucleotide messenger RNA. Its product is annotated as alpha-methylacyl-CoA racemase-like. The coding region runs from base 108 to 704 and encodes 198 amino acids. The transcript has 4 exons. The record is from RefSeq and is a predicted model, not a curated record. Gene Ontology annotation, molecular function: alpha-methylacyl-CoA racemase activity. Lineage: Eukaryota; Metazoa; Chordata; Actinopteri; Cyprinodontiformes; Cyprinodontidae. Gene Ontology annotation, biological process: bile acid metabolic process. Gene Ontology annotation, cellular component: mitochondrion.
CUUUUAGCACAGCAGGCAGCGAGCUCCUGUCCUCUAUCUCUCUGUCUGUCUUUCUUCCCUCCAUACUUCUAAAUAACUACACAGAAGACCUGUGCAGUCACUAAGCCAUGGCAUUGGCGGGGGUGAAAGUCAUUGAGCUGGCAGGUCUGGCUCCGGCACCGUUCUGUGGCAUGAUCCUGGCAGACUUUGGAGCCAAGGUGAUCCGUGUGGACCGAACCAAAGUUUUCACAACUAUGGACACUCAAGCCCGAGGGAAACGUUCAGUCGCUAUCAACCUGAAAACGGCAGAAGGCGUGGCUUUGCUUAGGAACCUCUGUGUUCAAUCUGAUGUUGUACUGGAGCCCUAUCGUAAAGGUGUUAUGGAAAAACUUGGCCUUGGUCCGUAUGAGUUACUUAAAGAAAAUCCUGCUCUGAUCUAUGCUCGGUUGACGGGAUAUGGUCAGAAUGGGCGUUACGCUGCAGCAGCUGGACAUGACAUCAACUACCUCGCCAUGUCAGGCCUUUUAUCCCGACUGGGUCGCAGUGGAGAGAAACCCUACGCUCCUCUAAAUCUUAUAGCAGACUUUGCUGGUGGUGGCCUUACAUGUGCUCUGGGGAUUGUCUUAGCACUGCUGGAGCGGACAAAGUCGGGGAAAGGGCAGAUCAUUGAUGCCAGCAUGGUAAGAAAUCCUGCAAUGAAUGGACUUCUUCUUUUUUUUUGUUAA